AUGGCCAGCAAAAGAAUACAACCUCUGGUUGCCUACGACGAUGACUCCGACCACCAUAACGAGGGUGAUGAUGCCAACCUCGACGACUUCUUACCGCAUGCGAAACGCCGAAGACUGAAUCCCCAGGCUAUUGACAGUAACAGCACUUCGCCGGCCCGACGACCAACACGCGCUCAGCAGCCCGACGACCGCAGACGUAGCAUUACCGACCGCGAUCUCCUCUCCUCUCUCUCAGACGAGCUCCUUAUUCGCAUCCUAUCGUUCCUCUCUCUCCAACACCUCCUCGCCAUUGCCCCUGUAUCGCGCCGCUUCUAUCAACUUGCCGGAGAUUCACAGCUAUGGAAGGGUCUAUACUACGCGCGCUUUGUGUUGCCGCGCGCCAUGAGGAUACCGGGAUUUCGAGACGCCGCGGUCGGCGGAGGCGGUACCGGUCACAAGCUGCACUACUCCGGCAGACAAACGCUGUGGGCUGAUGGUCGACGGGGCGGUCUUGUCCAGGAAAAGAAGGAGGGAGGCAAUAAGUCUGGAGUCAAGAGGAAGAGAGUCGAGCAAAGUACUUUCGACAACAACGGACUCGGGGUAGAAGAUGACACAUGGUUACAAGAGCGGAAAUGGGAACCGGUCAACUGGAAGAGGCAAUAUAAGAUCCGAUACAACUGGUCGAGGGGCAAAUGCGCGGUUGAAGAGCUGAGGAUAGGGGGUACGGCCGACACGACACAAGAAGGAAAUGAACAGCGGCAGGAGCGGAAAGUGCUCGUCAAAGUGGUGGAGGGAAUCGCAAUUACCGCGGACAAGGUGUCGGGCUUGCGCGCAUGGGACUUGAAGAGCAGACACCUGUUGGCGCAAGUGGGUCUUUGCGAGGAUGGGCUGGAUUCUACGCCGAGCUGCAUUGCGAUUGACGACACCGAGUUGGACCAUGGGAUACUGGAUGUGGGGGUAGGGUUCGUGGAUGGGAGUUUCGGUGUCUGGAGGUUUUCCAGCGGCGAGAACCGUCUCGUAAGGCGAUACAAACACGAAAAGUCGAGCAACGGAGAACUGGUUGCGAUGGCCUUGUCGUAUCCUUACUUGUUGACGGCGACGGCAGCGGUACUGGUAUCGCUUUACACGUUCGAGGUACCCGAACAGCCACCGACAGAGCAACCAGGUCAGGUUUUGAGGACGGACAGCGAAACGAGUACAACGACUAAUCCGGGUCAUUCAACGAAAGAAAAGUCGAAUAUCUUGGAAAACCAUGACGACACUCUUCCAGCGCCAUAUUUACUCACAUCCCUCAACUCCUACUCAUCUCGACCUCCUCUCGCACUAUCGAUACGGAAGAUGGCCUUGACAACCGUCGCCUCAAUAGCUUACACGUUUUCCACUCGACGUGGCUGGUCCAUUGGUCUUCAAGACAUGCACAUACGCGCCCCAACCACAGGUGUCAAGUCCGCUCCCGAAAUCACCACAACCAAAACAGCGUACACCAUGCCGUUGGACACCGGCAGCGGGCUACAAGCAACACCAGCAACACCUCUACACGAAAUAGUCGCCAGGUCUCGGGAGCCAGACAGCCCAUCCUCACGAUCUCAUCCAGAUAUGGCCGGGCCUACGACGCUCUGCUACACUCACCCCUAUCUCCUCGCUACUCUACCCGAUAACACCCUCGUGCUGCACAUGUGCACAUCCACCGCCUCCUCUCUGUCCAUCUCUCGCGGUAUCCGGCUAUGGGGCCACACGUCGGGGAUCAGCAAUGCCGAGAUCACGGCCAGGGGCAAGGCUGUUAGCGUCAGUUCGCGAGGCGAAGAGAUGCGUGUCUGGGAGCUAGAGGGACGGUCGAACGGGUUGGCAGCCGGAGCAUUGAGAUUAAACCAGGCCAAGCAUCAAAUAAGAGCAAUCUCGUCCCUACUAACGGCCUUGCAGUGGACAACCCAGAUCUGGAAUAUGACUGGGAUGAACGGAGGAAUUGGGUUGGGUUUGAUGAUGAGAUGGUCAUCGUUCUGA
Messenger RNA from Sordaria macrospora k-hell, 1980 nucleotides. RefSeq lists its product as uncharacterized. NCBI's taxonomy places the organism in Eukaryota, Fungi, Ascomycota, Sordariomycetes, Sordariales, Sordariaceae. Gene Ontology annotation, molecular function: protein binding. The record is from RefSeq and is a predicted model, not a curated record.